Molecule: messenger RNA, 1394 nt
Organism: Propithecus coquereli (Coquerel's sifaka)
Lineage: Eukaryota; Metazoa; Chordata; Mammalia; Primates; Indriidae
Product: chromosome unknown open reading frame, human C11orf96
Exons: 1
Coding region: 47-763 (238 amino acids)
Source: RefSeq, a predicted model, not a curated record
GGCGGGGCGACGUCAGGCGGAAGGGCGCGGGGCGCGCACGCUUUAAAUGGCAUUCGCUGUCAUCCGAGCUCGCAGCCGGGUGGGCAGGAGCGGGCUAUAUAAGCCGCGAGCCGCGAAGCCGCGGGGCAGACGGCGACAGCAGCGGCGGCGAGCGCUUCGGAGCGCGGCGGAGCAGCGUCCCCGGAGCCCCGCGCCCCCCGACGGGCCCGCUCGCCCGCCCUCCCGAGGAGCGCCGGCCCGGGCCCGCGAGGGCCGCCGCCACCCCGCAGCAGAUUUGGAUCCCCCGCCCGGCGAGCCCCAGGCUGCUGCCUCCCGGGGGGCCCCGGCGCAGCGGCCGCCCGCGGAGAGUCCCGGAGCCCCGCCGCCCGGCCCCGCAGACGCCGGCGGCGCCAUGGCAGCCGCCAAGCCCGGCGAGCUGAUGGGCAUCUGCUCCAGCUACCAGGCGGUGAUGCCGCACUUCGUGUGCCUGGCCGACGAGUUCCCGCAGCCCGUGCGGCCCGCCAAGCUGUCCAAGGGCAAGGGCCGGCUGAGGCGGCCGCGCCAGUCCCGCUUCAAGACGCAGCCGGUGACCUUCGACGAGAUCCAGGAGGUGGAGGAGGAGGGGGUGUCCCCCAUGGAGGAGGAGAAGGCCAAGAAGUCGUUCCUGCAGAGCCUGGAGUGCCUGCGCCGCAGCACGCAGAGCCUGUCGCUGCAGAGGGAGCAGCUCAGCAGCUGCAAACUGAGGAACAGCCUGGACUCCAGCGACUCCGACUCGGCCCUGUGAGGGGCGCCGCCCGGAAGGGGGACGCGCGCGCGCCUCCGCGGCCCGCCAGGGCACCAGGGGGCGAACCCCGAGAGGGCUGGCGCCCCGCCUCGGGGGACCCCUGAGGACCGGGGACCGCCGCCCCUCGCGCGCUUGGACUACCGCCCGACCGCGAGCUGGUCCGUGCGUCGUCCGCUGCGCUCGCCCUGGCCCGGAGAGCGCGGGGCGCCAGGGAGGGGGGCCGCUUUCUUUGCCCUUGUAAAUGUUUAUUUUUUAACUCUUCCCAGUACGAACUCUUCUGUGAGUGUGUGCGGGGAGGCGCGCCCGCGCUGAGGCGGGUCCCGGUGGCCGGGGUCGCCGCUCCAAGCCCUUGUCUAAUGGUUUGCAACUCCGAUUUUGCACACCGCUGCACCGCGGCCCCAGCGCACACCCGUCCACACUCACGCCAACACACUCUCGCUGAACACUUUUAUAAUUGUUAGGCGCGGCCGAUGGGACUUGGGCGCAGCGCAGCUGCUGCUGCGGCCGGAGGAUUGAUAUUUAUUUUUGCAUUGCGAUGGCUGAAGGCGUUUAUUUAACGAUCUUUUUACCUGGAUAUGUCUGGGAGGCUCCCGAACGGAGACAAAUAAAGUCAAUAUAUUUGCACAGUGCA